Messenger RNA from Scheffersomyces amazonensis, 1623 nucleotides. RefSeq names its product phosphatidylinositol-3-phosphate-binding ubiquitin-protein ligase. Gene Ontology annotation, cellular component: intracellular membrane-bounded organelle; cytoplasm; membrane. The transcript has a single exon. The coding region runs from base 199 to 1422 and encodes 407 amino acids. Gene Ontology annotation, molecular function: metal ion binding; ubiquitin protein ligase activity. NCBI's taxonomy places the organism in Eukaryota, Fungi, Ascomycota, Pichiomycetes, Serinales, Debaryomycetaceae. The record is from RefSeq and is a predicted model, not a curated record. Gene Ontology annotation, biological process: protein K48-linked ubiquitination; proteasome-mediated ubiquitin-dependent protein catabolic process.
AUGGAUGUCUGUUUUAGGAAAUGCUCGUAGCAUAGUCAAUUAGUGGACGUGUGGAUGUGCCCCAAUAUUUUUUCCCCUGCCUAAAUCAGUAGAUUACUAAGAAGUACAAUACUCCACUAUUUAGUGAUUUAAGUUUAGUAGUAUUAUCCAUUGGAUAGUGUUAUAGAGUGUAUUUAAUGGAAAUCAAAUUAAUUCACUAUGAGUAGUUAUAUACUGGAAACUCCUACUUGGCAGGAAGAUUCAGAAGUUACUUGUUGCUUCUUAUGUCAUUCAGCUUAUACGUUUUUUAAUAGAAGGCAUCAUUGUAGAAAAUGUGGAAGAGUUGUAUGUGGGAAUUGUUCAGAAAAGUCAAUUAAAUAUUUCCCUAAUACAUUAGUAAUUCAUCCAAAUGGGGUUAGAACUCUUCAUAAUCCUUAUGAGACUUAUAAGACAUGUGAUGAAUGUGUGGAUGAGAUCAAAAUGAUAAGACGAGCAUUAUUCGAAGUGAAUCCUUCAUCUUCAUCAUCUCAAGGUGAUGAUGAUCCAGUAGAUUAUACUGGUUCUAGAGGUAGUAGUAUAAGUAGUAGUGUGGCAUCUUCUUUUACGAAUGGUAAUAAUAAUAACCAUAAUAAUAAUAAUAACCAUAAUAGUGCUCAUCAUAAUAAUGUUCUCAGUCAUUUUAAUGUGGGGAGUGAACUUCUUAGUGGACAUAAUCGUCAUGAUCAUGAUAAUGAUAAUGAUAGUACUACCAAAUAUAGUGCUAGAACUCAUACAAGACUUAUAAGAUCAUCUACUCAUUCAUCUAUAAAUCAUAGUCGUCAUAGUCAUCAUCGUAGAGAUGAUACUAGUGAUAUGAAUUUGUGCCCUGUCUGCGCCACAGAUUUAUUAAAGUCAUAUAUAAGUCAACAUAAGAAACAUAUUGAAGAAAUUACUAAUGAAGAUUUUGAAAAAUUUAAAGAAGGUCAUAUUAAUGACUGUCUAACUGAUUUUGAUUUUAAUGCAGAAAAUCAACGAUUUAAUUCUCCUGAUAGACCUCAUCCUCGGAAUAAAAUGCUUGUUUAUAAUAUACCACCAAUUCCUAAACCAAAAUUUGAGAGUAUACCUAAUUUACAAGCUGCAUCAUCAGUUGAUACAAUAAGACAAUCAGAAGGUAGAAGUGAUAAUGAAUCUAUAACAUUAUCUCAAUCUUCAAUUACAAAUGUUCUUGAUGUAGUUGUUGGAUCUGUAACUUCAAAUGCUACUAUUGAACCAUCAGCAGAAAAGGAUAAAGAAUAUCUUGAUGAUGGAUUAGAUAAUGAAUGUGUGAUUUGUUUAGAAGAACUUAAACCUGGUGAUAAAGUGGGAAGAUUAGAAUGUCUUUGUGUAUUCCAUUAUAGUUGUAUUAAGGACUGGUUUAAUAAAAAAGGUUAUGGAGAAUGUCCUGUUCAUUUCUUGCAUAAAUAGAUUUUUAUUUGGCAUUAUUCUUCUUUAAUAUUGGUUGGUCAAUUUCUUAAUAUCAUUGAUAUGUUUUUAUUUCUAAGGUGGAACUAUUGGAUAAUGUUCUGGUUAAUUUGAUUAUUUAUUUCAUGUUAUUUUAUUUUAUAUUAUAGUAUAUUAUUUUAUUUUAUUUUCUGUGUUGGUUUAUUAUUUGUUACUUUUGGUUAU